AUGACUAAGGAAAUUAAUACCGUUCUUAUCGGUGAGACAGGAAGUGGUAAAAGUACAUUUAUUAAUUAUUUGGCUAAUUUAUUUUUUGACGGAUCAUUAACAAAUCUUAAAGUAGCUAUACCAACAAAAUAUUUAUCAACAAAUUUAAAUUAUCUUCAUAAUGAAGAUGAUUUGGAUGAUGAGACGAAGAGUAAAACAUUAAAUUGUCAAUGUUAUACAUUUCAAAUAGAAAAUGUUAAUUUCAAUUUUAUUGAUACACCAGGUAUCAGUGAUACUGGUGGCUAUUUACAAGAUAAUGAAAAUGUUGAUAAAAUAUUUGAUACAAUUCAAUCAUUUAAUGAUAUAACGGCACUUGUUCUUGUUCUUAAUGGUACACAAGCAAGAAUGACAAUUAAUGUUAAAAAUGUUUUGGAAAGAUUUCGUGAUCGUAUACCCGAUAUUAUUUAUAAUAAUAUGAUUAUUAUUUUAACAAAAUGUCAAAGUCAUACAGUAAAUUUUAAUCCAAAAACAAUUGAUUUACCAUUAACAUCAUGUUCAGUAUUUUAUAUGCAAAAUUCAGCAUUUUCAAGCGAUUCAUCACAAUGGAAUCAAAUGAUUACACAAAUUUUACAACGUGAUUGGCAAAUAUCAGUGAAAACAAUGAAUGAUAUAAUUAAAAGAUUAAUAUCGUUAACACCAAUUUCAACUGAAACAUUUAAAACUAUGCAAGAUGAUCGAAAUACAAUUAGAUCAUUGUUACAUGAAUCACGUCUAAUGAUUAUGGAAAUACAACAAUUAGAAGAUGAAAUUAUUGGAUUAGAGCAAGCAUCUAGUAUUUAUAAUUCAAAUGUACAAAAAUAUCAAAAUUUUAUUAAAGAAAAAGAUAUUUUAGUUAAUAAAAUAGUAAUAACGCCGUAUCAUAAUACAAUAUGUUUAAAUUGUAAUCAAGUAUGUCAUGAACGAUGUUCACUAACAGAAACAACAGAAGUAGGUGAAAAAGUACUUCAACGAUGUGCUGUUAUAGGAUCAAAUGGAAAAUGUACCGUAUGUAAAGCACAUUGUUCAUUUGAUAAUCAUUAUCAUGAUAGAAAAUUGAUAACACCUGUACAUCGAACAUUAAAAGCAAUUGCAAAUGAUAUACAAACACGAUCAUUAGCAGCUAAAGAAAAUAAAGAAAAAGUUGAUAUGAAAUGUGAAACAGUACAAGAAACAAAAAAACUUAUUGAAGAUGCAUUAAAUGAACAAUAUAAUAAAGUAAAAGAGAGUUGUUAUCGUAUUAAACAAACUUGUAAAGGAUUUAAUGUUGUCGAAGAGUUAUAUAUAUUUAUUAAUUUAUUAAAAAUUGAUUGUAAUUCAUUGAAUUCACAAUCAGUUAUACGUCGAUCAACACGUUUUAUUGAAAAAUUAGAAAAAUUAUGUAAUGAUUUACAGGAUAAUGUUACUACAGAUGGAUGUUAUUCUUCGCCGAAUAUAGGAAAACGUGAAAAAAGUCGAUCUACAACAAAACCGUCACUGGCCAUGAAUGUAUCAAAUAAAAGUAGCCGAUCUCCAUUAAUGCCUUCAUCUAUACCAACGAAUGAGAUAGAUAAUAUAUUUGGAUCACGUCAUUCACUAAAUGAAAAACCAAGCAUCGAUGGUAUUGAGGAUAAAAAUGAAAUAAGACGUUUAAAAUCGGAUGUUCAACGAAAACCUAGUUGUCCUAAUGAAUUAUUGA
Didymodactylos carnosus is the source of this 1693-nucleotide messenger RNA. NCBI's taxonomy places the organism in Eukaryota, Metazoa, Rotifera, Eurotatoria, Philodinida, Philodinidae. The record is from the annotation of a GenBank genome assembly.